Adineta steineri is the source of this 1476-nucleotide messenger RNA. Lineage: Eukaryota; Metazoa; Rotifera; Eurotatoria; Adinetida; Adinetidae. The record is from the annotation of a GenBank genome assembly.
AUGGGUAUAUGCAAUGAAAAACCAAAACAAAAUACACAAAAUCUUCAUUCGGAUUGUUUAAUUCCAUUUGAAGAUUAUGAAAAAAUACCAAAUGUUUCACUUGAAUUAGCUAUUGAACCGCUAAUAUCUAUUUUACCUUCGAUACAAACUUAUGUACAUUUAGUUAAACAAAAAUGUAUAAAUCCUGCUGAUGGUUUAACUCAAGAUCAAUCAGCAUCAAUUAUGCUAUGUACUAUAAAAUGGCAACCAUUUGAUCAAUGUCUUUCAGUCGUAUUAAAUACAAUCUUACGUUCAAACGAUCGUGAAAAACUUAAACCAUGGUAUCUCUAUUUAAAACUUUUAUUAGGUGCAUUAAAUUGUUUACCAUCAACAGAUCGUAUUAUUUAUCGUGGUAUUAAAUUAGAUAUUCGUGAACAAUAUUCUAAAAAUAAAACAAUAACAUGGUUGGAUUUUGCUUUAUGUACGACUUCACUUGAUUUAUUACAAUCAGAUAAAUAUUUAGGUAAAAAAGAUCAACGAACAAUAUUUACUAUUGAAUGUAAUUCAAGUAAAGAUAUUACUAAACAUUCAUAUUAUUCAACAACAGAUAUGUUUAUGCUUUUACCUGCGACACAAUUUCAAAUAGUACAAUGUGUUAAACAAAAAAAUAAACUUUCAUGGAUACAAUUAAAAGAAAUUCAAUCACCAUAUGCUCGUUUACAAUCAAAACCUGUUAGUUCAGAAUUAUCUUGUGAUUUACCUUAUGUUGAUAGUACUAUUCCUUAUAUAAUUUUAACAAAUGAAGCUAAUCAAUCUUCAACAAUAAAUGAUCCUAAUCAUAAUCCAAAAUUAGAACAAUUGAUUGCUAAAUAUCCAUUGAAUUCAUCUAUACAUUUACGAUUUCAACAAUUAACUGAUUGUGAUAUGAAAAUAAUUGUUGAAAAAGCAGUUAUUGAAAAACAAUGUACUGAACUUUGGUUAUCGAAUGCUCAGAUAACAUCUCAAGGUGCAUUAAUACUUUCAAAUGGUUUAUAUAAUAAUAAAACAUUAACAAAAUUAUAUCUCAAUGAUAAUUGUAUAAAUGAUAGUGGUGUAUAUGCAUUAACACGUGUACUUUCAAGAAAUAAUUCAACAUUAAAAGAACUUUAUCUUGCACGAAAUAAUAUAACAACUAAAGGUGCACAAUAUUUAGCUGAAAUGUUAAUUACAAAUCGAACAAUAACAACACUUUGUUUAUUCGGGAAUCAUAUUGAUGAUAAUGGAAUUAAAUAUUUAACAUAUAUUCUUACAUAUUAUAAUAUACAUUUAGAAGGUUUAUAUCUUUCAGGAAAUAAUGAUAUGACUGAUAUUAGUAUUGAUUAUUUUAUUCAAAUGUUUAAACAAAAUUGUGCAUUAAAAAAACUUCAUUUAUUUAAUUGCAAUUUAUCUGACAAAGGAAAAACAAAAUUACGAAAAGAAAUUCAAAUAAAAAAAUAUAAUUUUUUGUUACAUAUGUAA